Messenger RNA from Colletotrichum karsti, 1494 nucleotides. Its product is annotated as helix-loop-helix DNA-binding domain-containing protein. Gene Ontology annotation, molecular function: protein dimerization activity. The transcript has 3 exons. Lineage: Eukaryota; Fungi; Ascomycota; Sordariomycetes; Glomerellales; Glomerellaceae. The record is from RefSeq and is a predicted model, not a curated record. The coding region runs from base 1 to 1494 and encodes 497 amino acids.
AUGGACCCCAACUUUCUAAAGGACCUCAACUACUUCGCCGUCCCCAAUAACCAGACCAACAACUCUGUGGAGCAGCCCGCCGAGUCAUCGGCCGCAGGUGCCGCCAGAAAUGCGCCCGACGCCUCUUUGUGGGAGGCCCUAGGAGCCGACCAAUCCAACUCUGAGUCGACCUCCAAUGGCCCUUCCUCGAUGCCCUCUUUUGCGCAGGCUUCGCCGGCCAGCACGAACUUCGGCAUGGGCCCCAUGCCCGCCCAAAUGAACUUCGGGCAAGGUCAACAGAGGAACGCUUUGCCGACCCGAACAGCUCAAAAUGCUGGCCCGAGACGGCGGGACGGACAUGAGCGCAAGCGGACCAAGGUCGACCCCGAAGCUGCGGCCUUGGAGUCCGUCGACUACUGGAUCCAGUUCGACGAUGAUGAGGAACAGAAGCUGGGCGGUAGCUUCGAGAUCGACUUUUCCAAGCGCAGACACCCUACUCAGAACUAUUCCAGACCGCCAGCUGCGAAUCGUCUCAACCCCAUGUCCACAACGCCCGGUCUAGGCGCUGGACUUUACACGAAUCCCGUGUUUAAGCCAGAAGACUUCAUGGAUGACACUGCUCUCGAUAACGCCUUGUCCGAGGACGAGGACGUCUUGGAGUCGAUGAAUCUCGGCGAUCAGCUCGGCAAGAUCGACUCGCAACCUCCCUCAGAGGUCCCUCCCCGAGAGGGACUGUAUUCGACGCCCCUGAGCUGGGAGAAACCGGCGCCAGGUCUAAGGAUGAACCCCCUUUUUGGCAUGGGAGGUAUGGGCGGCGGCAUGGCUGGCAUGGGCGCGCCUAUGCUCGAUCCCGAACAGCGAAGACUGCUCGCCAUUGCCCUCAACACCGGCCGGUCGUCAUCGACGAGUAUAGGUUCCGGGAUGGGCUUUGGUGUCGGUGCUGACCUGGGCCCUGAGUUUGCGAGUCUUGAAAACUUCGAUGCCCACAUGGCGACGGCAAGCAUGAAUGAUCUCACGAGAGGCCCCGAAGAUCCAGAUCUUCAACACAACAAGGGCAAGGAGAAGGAGAAGGCCCCUGCGCAACGGCCUGCAGUGUCGCGAACCACGACUGCCGCGACAGGGGUGUCGGAAAAGUCCAAAGACAAAGGCAAAGGAGGCGACCGAACGGCGCAUAACGACAUUGAGAGGAAAUACCGCACCAACUUGAAGGACAGAAUUUCUGAGCUGCGCGAUGCUGUGCCAUCACUUAGGUCAAUACCCGAAGAUGGAGGCGAAGACGCCGAGGUGGACAGUCAGUCGCAGCGCGGCCCCAAAGUGAGCAAGGGCACUGUCCUCACGAAAGCGACGGAGUACAUCCAUUACCUAGAGCGAAGAAACAAGGCCAUCAUGCGUGAGCACCAGGAACUCGCGAGACGGCUGCAGGCCUUCGAGCAACUCCUCAGUGCAACGGCGCGGCAGCCGUUCCCGAUGCCGAAUUACAGCAGAACCCUGUUCGACCCGAGAGGAUUCUGUUAA